Messenger RNA from Anopheles nili, 1429 nucleotides. RefSeq names its product mitochondrial outer membrane protein SLC25A46 (gene Slc25A46a). Gene Ontology annotation, biological process: mitochondrial fission; mitochondrial membrane fission. Bases 82 to 1383 code for a protein of 433 amino acids. NCBI's taxonomy places the organism in Eukaryota, Metazoa, Arthropoda, Insecta, Diptera, Culicidae. The record is from RefSeq and is a predicted model, not a curated record. Gene Ontology annotation, cellular component: mitochondrial outer membrane. The transcript is spliced from 6 exons.
GAAAAGUUGUGCAAAAAGUCUCACGGUAAACGUGCCGAUUUGCAAUUCCCUAACCAAUUGUUUUGAGAGUAAAUGUAGCUGAUGUACAACCAUUAUAUGGCUGGAUUAGAGGACUUCGAGCGGUAUCUGGAAGAUGAAGAUGAGUUAGAUAAUGUCAGGUUUUCAUCUGCAUACAAAUCCACGCUGGACGAUGGGCAGCUAUUUCAAAUCAUCAACUCUGAGCGAGAUCUUACGCUUCCACUGCAAAAGCACAAGAACGUUCAGCCCAUGUACGAAAGUCCGGACGAUGAGAUAUCGUUGCGGAAGUACCUCGGUGCAAGCGUUAACCUCAUCAGCCUGAUUACGGAGAACCUGCUAUGCCAUCCGUUUCUUGUGCUGCGGAGACAGUGCCAGGUGCAUCACACAGCUAAACGCUACCAUGUGGUUCCGUUCACGCUGCUUCCCGUAAUUGUGCAUCUGCACCAACGCCAAGGGGUAACUACGCUAUGGAAGGGCAUCGGAAGUGUGCUGCUUGUUCGUGGCAUGACGUUGGCGGUCGAGGAUGUGAUAUCAAAAUUUACACCCUGGCCAAAGGAAAUUAAUACUAAGACUACUGUUAAACAAUUCGGUCAGCAUCUGCUGCUAAAAUGCAUAAGCAUAGCGGCUGUAGUACCAUUCUACUCUGCGUCACUCGUUGAAACCGUCCAGAGUGACAUUGCCAGUGAAAAACCCGGUAUUUUCGACGUUUUUCGCGAAGGAGCCAGUCGUCUACUUUCCUGGAGUGUACCGCAGAAGGGUCGAAUGCUGCCGGUAUGGGCUUUGGUUGGACCAAGCAUAGGUCUUGGAUUAUCCAAAUACAUUUGCCAGCUUUUUAUUCGUGGAAUAUCUACGAGGAUCAUGUGCAGACGGGUAACGUUCUAUGAGGAGCGUCGUGGUGCACGCACUCGAGAUUUUGCCGCUCAAAGCCAAGUGAUCGAGGUUUACUCCACCAUGAUCUCGCUGAUGGCCACGGAAAUGAUCUUUUACCCGUUCGAAACCAUCUUGCACCGGAUCCAGCUGCAGGGCACUCGCACAAUCAUCGAUAACCUGGAUUCUGGCUACUCAGUCGUGCCCAUUCUUACCAGCUACGAAGGGGUAGUUGAUUGCUACCGACAAACCUUGGCUACCGAAGGCAUCAGCGGGCUUUAUAAAGGGUUCGGGGCAAUGAUUCUUCAGUUUGCUGCCCACGUGGCCGUGAUCAAGCUGGGCAAAUGGUUCAUUACACAGAUUUCAGAGCUGAUGUCGAGCAAACCUCCGGCGAAGGUGGUGGAAUUUUACAAACUGGAAGGCAAAACUCCCAUCGGUUCAGCUACGAUGUCCCGGAGCAUCAGUGGCAUCAGUUCACUUAGCGAGGAAAUAUCGUAGUAUGUUGCAGCUGCACGUUAAUUGAGAAAAUAAAAAAUAUGUUUGU